Molecule: messenger RNA, 1635 nt
Organism: Funneliformis caledonium
Lineage: Eukaryota; Fungi; Glomeromycota; Glomeromycetes; Glomerales; Glomeraceae
Source: the annotation of a GenBank genome assembly
AUGUAUACAUUCCGAAAGUUAUCAGCAUCCCUGAUUGUAACUCUCAUGUUAAUUCUCCUUUCAGAUGAAUUAAUCAGAUUAUCCUUUGCUCAAACAGGCGAUAUAAAUUGCCAAGAUUCUUCUCCGGACAAUCCUUGUAACAAGGUUGACAAAUUAUUAGAACCUUGUAAUGAAACAUUAACUCGGCCUGACUCUGAUGAUGAUGAAUUCAUGUAUUGGGUUGAUGAACCCCAUGAAGCAAAAUGCUGGUGUAAUAAAAAAUUCUAUGAUUUAAUAUCAAGCUGUAUGACGUGUUUAUCUUUGCCACCUAACGUUGAAACAAUGAUUAGACCGUUGGAAGAUUAUAAAAAUGAUUGUAAAGCUCAGAAUGUAGAAUUUAUCGACCAACAUUCGUUGAUAGUAUUAUUGGCAAGUUUAUUGUUCUGUCUGUUUGCUUUUAAAAAGAACAAGAAGAAGUCACGGGCCUAUGAAAAAUUGAAAACGGAUUUUUAUUCAUAUCCAAAAAACAGAGGAAGGGGGAUUGAAAUCGGAACAAGGAACGUUGUGAAUGAAAAUGAUGAAAAAUUAUAUUCACCCGCGGCACCCAUGCCGCCACCGUUAGCUCAUCAACCUCAACAGGGUGAGGUGCAACAAUUGCAAGAUCAGAAUAAUCCUUUCGUCAAUACUGGUACGUAUGGACCGCAAGAAUAUUAUGUGGAAGCAAGUCAGUCACAAGUACAAGCUCCCAGACAGAGUUACGAAUAUUCUGAUAACGUUAACUUUGUAUAUAUAUUAAUCGCGCAAGAGCCAGAAGACACACCAAGUCCAACGGUUAACGAAAUAACCAUAACGUCUACAGAAUCUAAACCCACACACGUAUCGCAUAAAGAAAAUAAAGAAGAUAAAGAAACGACUAUAAAAAGUUGCACAGCACCUGAUAGUGCGUGUAGAAAUGUUAAUGACACUUUAAGGUUAUGUAAUGGGGUUAUGGUGACCCCUGACAAAUAUAUCGAGAAAGAUAUUCAUAACGGCACUUACCAACCAGAUAGUUUUAGUUUGGCGAGAUGUAUGUGUAAUCAACCGUAUUACAACAUGUUGGAAGCAUGUGUGGAAUGUUUCGUUAAUACAACGGGGAAAGAAUUUGAAGUUGCUCCUUUAGAACAAUACGAAAAUCGAUGCAAAUCAUUCGGUGUCACAUACACUCAAGAAACGCCACCACCACCAACUACUGGGAUUCCAUCAAAAGUAAAAUUGAUAUUAUCAAUUGGACUAUUUGUAGUAUCUUUUGGGUUAUUAGGAAUGCUUUUGUACAAAUUAUACAAAAGAAAGAAAAGAAGGGAAUCGGAAAGGGCUUUUGCUGAAAAACUAUCCGCUGAUUUGGUGGCAUCAAGUAAUCGUGGUCGUCUUAGUACAGGUGAUACUUUGACUAAAACGUAUCCGGCACCAAGCUCAACACCAACCCAUCAUCGCACCCCUCCUCGAAACACACCACCAUCAUCAGGUGGUCCGCCUCCGCCUUCAAGUAAUAUUAGUUUACCUAGUCCACAACCAUAUUAUCCCCCUGGUAGUCAAGGAGGUGGUCAAGGAGGUGGUCAAAGCGGGCAAAGUGGGCAAAGUGGUGGUCAAUCUGAUAGUUAUUUUAAUAAUUCUUUCUAA